Messenger RNA from Metopolophium dirhodum (rose-grain aphid), 2217 nucleotides. RefSeq names its product synaptosomal-associated protein 25 (gene Snap25). Gene Ontology annotation, cellular component: plasma membrane; SNARE complex. The transcript is spliced from 8 exons. The record is from RefSeq and is a predicted model, not a curated record. NCBI's taxonomy places the organism in Eukaryota, Metazoa, Arthropoda, Insecta, Hemiptera, Aphididae. Gene Ontology annotation, molecular function: SNAP receptor activity; syntaxin binding. The coding region runs from base 417 to 1082 and encodes 221 amino acids. Gene Ontology annotation, biological process: exocytosis; synaptic vesicle fusion to presynaptic active zone membrane; synaptic vesicle priming.
AUGCGCGUCCGCGGCGCAUGGCUAUAAACCACCGACGCCGUACGCCGCCGCCGACGCCGGUUAGAGGCGGCGCACGCGCCAGACGGCCGCCCGUGAUUUAUGAGCUAAGCGCGGGAGGCACCGGCCACAAUAGUCAGUACGAUUGGGCGACGACCGACCGAGGUGGUGUUUCGUUAUACCAAGACAGGGCCGGACGGGAACGUUUUACAUCUCUCGCACACAAAAUACGAAUACUCAAUCGUUCGGCGGUUUGUAUUUAGUACCUGUCGUACUCAUUCGUGCAAGUUUCUCAUUCUUAUCGACUCAACGGCAACGGCAGUGGGUGGUAUCGCAGAGGAUCGACACUCGACAGAUAACGCCGUCGUCGUAGCUCAAGCAAAACUAAAAAAGAACUACCCCUCAUUCAAAAUUCAACCAUGCCUGCACCAACAAAAUCAAACGCAGCCAUGUCACCAGACGGUGGAGCACCACAGCCAGCCGUACCAAAAACUGAACUUCAAGAGCUGCAAAUGAAAGCUGGAGAAGUAACAGAUGAAUCACUUGAAAGUACCAGAAGAAUGUUGGCUCUAUGUGAAGAGAGCCAUGAAGUCGGGAUGAAAUCUCUAGUGAUGUUGGAUGAACAAGGGGAACAAUUGGACAGGAUUGAAGAAGGCAUGGAUCAGAUUAAUGCUGACAUGAAAGAGGCAGAAAAGAACCUUACUGGCAUGGAAAAAUGUUGUGGAAUUUGUGUGCUGCCUUGUAACAAGUCAGCUUCAUUUAAAGAAGAUGAAGGUACGUGGCGGGGUAAUGAUGAUGGAAAAGUGGUAAACAACCAACCACAGCGUGUGAUGGAUGAACGUAAUGGAAUGGGUGCCCAAGGAGGUUAUAUAGCAAAAAUAACAAAUGACGCACGAGAAAAUGAAAUGGAAGAAAAUAUGGGUCAAGUUAAUACUAUGAUUGGAAAUCUUCGUAACAUGGCACUGGAUAUGGGAAGUGAAUUGGAGAAUCAGAAUAGACAAGUUUCACGAAUAAACAUGAAGGCUGGAUCUAAUGAAACAAGAAUUUCAGUGGCGAACCAACGAGCACAUGAACUGCUCAAGUAAUUCAAUAUGCAAAAUAUGGCUAGGACAACAGCUAUUAUACUACUACGGCUAUUUGUUUUGAUUUAUUGCUACAGCUAUCAGAAAAAUAACUUUUUUUUUAAUUUGAUAAUUCUUUAAAUUGUAUUUAUAAAAAAAAUAUAUAAUUUAUUUAUCGUGAAUUAUUGUUAUGUAUUAUUAUAGUUAUAAAUAUUUUACAUACAUUUUUAUGUCUUAUUGAUUAAUAUAAAAUUAGUUAGUUUAAUCAUUUUUAGCUUUUUUUUACUAUUGUUAAUAUUGUUUAAGAAUAAAAGGCUGGCAGCAAAUUUGGUUACAGAGAUAAAUAGCUGUGUUAUGUGGUCCAAUAAUUAAAUUUUCAUUUACUGUUAAAUUUUUUUAGUUUUAUCAUCAUUAAUAUUAAUACUAUUACUAGGAUUAAAUACAGCAAUAAUAUUUAGAAAGAUCCAAAAUGAAUUGGUAAUUCUCAUUAAACUAAUCAACAUUUAUGUAAACAUAUAAGUUUUAAAGAUAUUAAAAAAUUUAACCAAAUCAUAAUUAUUAUUUUUAUUAAUGAUAUUUAUAAAUUUAAUAUUUAUUAUUGUUGAUUCUUGAAGCAAAUAUCAAACCAUUAUUUCAUAGCGUGAUAUAAAAUUAAUUAUAAUUUGUGGGAAAAAAAAGUAAUAUUUGUUGCCUAUUCUCUACAUAAUAUAAUACAUAAUUAUACACCAAAUUAUUAAUAAUAUAUUAUUAAAAACAAUUGAAAUAUUUUUUUCGCAUAUUUAUAUUAUAUAACAUUUUUAUGUAUUUUAUUACUAAAAUAAUACAUCUAGUAUAAUAUUUAUUAUUUACAUUAGACUGCAUAAUGAAAGUGCACUUGCGUAUUAUCAUUAUAACUAUUACCUUAGAAAAGUGCAAUACUUAUUUUAUACUUUUGUCAUAGCUCAAAAUAUUCCACAUUGUGCUUAAUGUGCAUUGUUAUUAAAAUUAAUUCUUAGUUCAUUAAUUAUUGAUUUUUGGGUUAUUGGUGCGCGCGAUAGUUAUAACACAGUUAUGAUAUGGUUAAAAACGUUAUUUUGUAUAAAUAAUAUUUAAUUAGAUUUAAAAUUGUUAGUGUAAUUUUUCUUUAUAAUAAAAGUGAUAAUAAACUAGAAUAAAUUUA